AUGGCAUGUUCUUCAUCUUCUGUUGCUUUGAAACUAGAGGAACUUCUCACUUGUUCUAUAUGCCGGGACUCAUUUACUAAUCCUAGGAUCUUACCUUGUUAUCACUCUUUUUGUCAGAGAUGUCUGGAAAGAGUACCUCAAAAUAAGAAAAAUGAAGUAUAUUAUCUCUCUUGUCCUGUUUGUCGUAAUGAUGCAGAGAUCCCGAAGGAAGGGUUUCCUACCUCAUUCUUUAUCAACAAUCUCAAAGACAUGCAAGACAGUAUAGUGUUGAUUGAUUGCUUUGAUCAUAAGAAGCCUUUAGAUCUUUUUUGUGACAAGUGUAACACACUUAUUUGUUCCACUUGUGCAGUAUCUCAUAAAGGUCAUGGCUAUCAAGAUAUCAAUCUCUGCUAUGGUAAACACCGUGUUAAACUAGAAGAAUGUCUUGAGAAAGUUAAGGCAAAAGAGGAUAAAAUUAAAAAGAAGGAAUUUGUAAAAAGUCUUAACGAUAGAGAAAAGGAGAUUAUAGAGAGAGGGGCUAAAAUCAAAAAGGAAAUUCAUGAUACAACAGAGAAGCUUAUUGCUAAUCUUCGUUGCUCAGAAGAGAAAUUAAUUAAGCAGGCAGAUAAUAUCACCUAUUAUAAAGUUCAGUCUCUUUCAAAGCAGAAAGAGUCUGCCGAAGCUAUUUUAAGCCAACUCAAAUGCCAAAGGGAUUUAUUGAGCGAGAUUCUUCAAGAAGAUAUUCAUCAACAGGUGUUUAUGUUAGACAAAUUUUGUGCCGAAACAACUAAGUACAUUGAUGAGAUAAAUUUAGAUGAGUUGAAUCCAAAUAAAAAUGCUGAUUUUGUAUUGAAUAAAAAAGCCAGAGCACCUGCAUGUACAUGUAUGAGUAUUGGGGAAAUUAUUGAAAUUAAAGCAUUGGAAAGGUUUAAAGUGGAAAUCGACUCUACUCAAUGGCAUUCAAAGAACAAAAUUUCGUUUCAGCUGUCAAUGGUGAAGGUAAAAGAUUCAUCUCUUCUGAAUGUUUCUGAAUCAUUUCUUCAAUGUAGUCUUGUACAAAAUGAUCGACCUAAUGAACUCAUUGUUGCUACUGUUGCUCGUAAUGCUGCUCGUCCUGGAGUAUAUACAAUAAAAUGCGAGAUUAAAGUUACCAAUGCUUACACUGUUAAGCUACAGUUGGAUGAUUUUAUAUUUGAAGAUACACCAAUGAUUGCUCCCAUUAAUCCUUACCUUUUUAAUGUCACUGCUGUACAAAAAAUACCUGGUUUCUGCCUUCCCCAUGCUAUAGCUAUAAAUGAUGAUAGUGCGAAUCACAUUGCAGUAGUUGAAAAAGAUGGUGUUACAAUAUUGAAUAAAGAAAUAGUAAAAGAAAAUUCGUUUAAAAUGGAAGGAGGCAAGAUCUGUGGCGCAGCCAUCACUAAAAAUUUUGUUCUUGUGUCCAGCAUUAAAGGGAUUCAGAAAAUUAGAAUGGAUGAAGGCACUCCUAAAGUAAUGCCACUAAAAAUUCGCAAACCUCAUGGAAUAGCCAUUUCACCAGCAACGGGCCAAGUUUAUUUUGCUGAUAGUGGGCACCAUUGUGUGCAAGUUUUGAAGCCUGAUCUCACUUUCUCUCAUUCAUUUGGUAAAGAAGGCCCACAAAACGGAAAUUUUACCAAGCCAUAUGAUGUAGCUGUUGACAGCAGAGGGUACGUGUACGUUACCGAUUCUUGUAGUAAUCGAAUUCAAAAGUUUAAUUCAGAUGGCGCAUUUCAAAUACAAUUUUGUAUUCCUGAAAAUUUUAAAUGCCCACGUUUUAUCGCUGUAGACAAUGAAGGAUAUGUGUAUGUUAGUCAAAAAAAGAGUUCUCAUCUCUCUAUCUUCACUAGUGAUGGUGUCUUCAUUUGUUUCUUUGAUAUAGAGGGUGUCGAUGGUGAGGAUAUUCAUGUUUGUGGUUAUCCAACAGGAUUAGCGUUUGAUAGAGAUGGGUCAUUAUAUGUUUGUGACUCUGAAAAUGUUAUUAAGUGUAAAAAGAAGAAGGAAAUUGUUAUAUAA
This is a messenger RNA of Amphimedon queenslandica, 2010 nucleotides long. RefSeq names its product tripartite motif-containing protein 3-like. The transcript has a single exon. The record is from RefSeq and is a predicted model, not a curated record. NCBI's taxonomy places the organism in Eukaryota, Metazoa, Porifera, Demospongiae, Haplosclerida, Niphatidae. Gene Ontology annotation, molecular function: zinc ion binding; protein binding. Bases 1 to 2010 code for a protein of 669 amino acids.